AAGGAGGGAGACAUCAACAUUGGAGGCAUUUUCUCCUUCCAUCAGAAUCCAGUCACUGUUGAUCCAGCUCUUCAGGUCAACCCAGGAACAAUCCAGUGUGAAGGACUCGACCCAGGUGAGCUUCAGUAUGCGUACACUAUGAUGUUUGCCAUUGAGGAGAUCAACAACAGCUCAGAGCUUCUGCCAGGAGUGACACUGGGUUACAGGAUCUUUGACUCCUGCCCCAGUAUCCCUCUGUCCAUCAGGGCAUCGCUAAACCUGAUGAAUAGGUAUGAGAGUGGAGAAGACAGCUGUAAUAAGCUCUCCAAUGUGCAUGCUGUCAUAGGUGAAACCACAUCCACCUCUACAAUAGGUAUUGCACGCACCAUGGGACCCUUCCAUAUACCUGUGAUCAGUCAUUCAGCCACUUGUGCAUGUUUUAGCAACAGAAGAGACUAUCCCUCUUUUUUCAGAACCAUACCUAGUGACAUUUAUCAGAGCCAAGCCUUAGCAAAGCUGGUGAAACACUUUGGCUGGACAUGGGUAGGAGCUAUCAGAACUAAUAGUGACUAUGGGAAUGGCGGCAUGGCCACUUUCCUGGAAGCAGCAGAAAGGGAAGGUGUGUGUGUUGAGUACUCAGUGGCUAUUUACAGAACUGAUCCCAGGAAGUGGUUCUUAGAGGUAGUGGACAUAAUAAAGAAAUCCACCUCUAGAGUAAUAGUGGCAUUUGCUGAUGGCACAGACCUUGACAUACUUAUCAAGGAGCUUCAUUCUCAGAAUGUGACAGGAUUGCAGUGGGUGGGCAGUGAGGGCUGGAUCACAUAUCGCUAUAUUGCCUCUCCAGUCAACUACGCUGUGGUCCAGGGGGCAGUAGGCUUUGCAGCACUCAAUGCACACAUCCCUGGACUGCAGGAGUUCCUGGCUAACAGCAGGCCCUCCACCACACCGGGAGACCAAGGACUGGUGGAGCUGUGGGAGACUGUGUUCAGCUGCACCCUGACUCCCCAAGGAGAGGCCCGAGCUCAGGGUUCAGUUGCAGCCUGCACUGGGAAGGAGUCUCUGUGGGACACAAACACACGCUUCACAGAUGUUUCAGAUGCCAGUCUGCUGAAUAAUGUUUACAAGGCCACAUAUGCUGUCGCUCAUGCAUUGCACAUGCUAUUCACUUGCAAAGAUGGACAGGGGCCUUUUGAGAACAAUACUUGUGCUGAUAGGGAGAAUGUACAACCAUGGCAGGUGCUGCAUUACCUAACAAAGGUCAACUUCACCACUAAGAUAGAUGAAAAUGUGUUCUUUGAUGAGUUGGGGGACCCUGUGGCGCGUUAUGCACUGGUAAAUUGGCAGAUGGAUGAGACAGGUUACAUACUCUUUGAGACCAUUGGCUACUAUGAUGCCUCCCGGCCUGAGGGUCAGCAGUUUCAGAUGAAAGGAGGUGUGAGCGCCAUCUGGGCAGGAGAGAAUCUUGAGGUGCCAAGGUCUGUUUGCAGUGAGAGCUGUUUACCAGGGACCAGACGGGCUUUUGUCAAGGGCAAACCUAUCUGCUGUUUUGACUGCAUCACCUGUGCUGACGGCAAGUUCAGCAACAGUACAAAUGCAGUGAAAUGUGAAAAAUGUCCUCCCGAGUACAAGUCCAACGAAGAGAGGAAUAGCUGUGACUUGAAAGCAAUGGAGUUCCUCACCUUCAGGGAACUGAUGGGUAUACUGUUGGUCACCUUUUCUGUCUUCGGUGCCUGCCUGGCGAUGACUAUAGCCUUGAUAUUUUUUCACUUCAGACAGACUCCUAUUGUCAGGGCCAACAACUCUGAGCUGAGCUUCCUGCUGCUCUUCUCAUUGACUCUGUGUUUCCUGUGUUCUCUGACCUUCAUCGGUCGGCCUCUGAGGGGUCCUGCAGCUGCGACACAUGCAUUCGGGCAUCCCUUGUCCUUGCAUUCUUGUGUUGGGAAAACAAUAGUGUUUUAAUGGCCUUCAGGGGCCACACUUCCAGGUAGUAAUAUGAUGAAAUGGUUUGGGCCUGCACAGCAGAGGCUCAGUGUUCUGACUUUCACUGUAAUACAGGUUUUGAUUUGCAUACUUUGGCUGACAAUCAACCCUCCCUUUCCCUUCAAAAAUAUGAAACAUUAUAAAGACAAGAUUAUACUAGAGUGUGCGUUAGGAUCACCUAUAGGGUUCUGGGCUGUGUUAGGUUACAUAGGACUCCUUGCUAUCCUAUGUUUUGUUCUUGCUUUUCUGGCUCGGAAACUGCCUGAUAAUUUCAAUGAAGCCAAGUUUAUCACCUUCAGCAUGCUGAUAUUCUGUGCAGUCUGGAUCACUUUUAUUCCAGCAUAUGCCAGCUCUCCUGGGAAAUUCACUGUUGCUGUGGAGAUUUUUGCUAUUCUGGCCUCCAGUUAUGGAAUGCUGUUUUGUAUUUUUUUACCCAAGUGCUACAUCAUUUUAUUAAAGCCUGAGAACAAUACAAAGAAACAUUUGAUGGGUAAAGUGACCCCAAGAGCCCUAUGA
Messenger RNA from Morone saxatilis (striped sea-bass), 2475 nucleotides. RefSeq names its product extracellular calcium-sensing receptor-like. The record is from RefSeq and is a predicted model, not a curated record. NCBI's taxonomy places the organism in Eukaryota, Metazoa, Chordata, Actinopteri, Moronidae. Gene Ontology annotation, cellular component: membrane. Gene Ontology annotation, molecular function: G protein-coupled receptor activity. Gene Ontology annotation, biological process: G protein-coupled receptor signaling pathway.